Pisolithus orientalis is the source of this 479-nucleotide messenger RNA. RefSeq names its product symbiosis-related protein. Bases 85 to 432 code for a protein of 115 amino acids. The record is from RefSeq and is a predicted model, not a curated record. NCBI's taxonomy places the organism in Eukaryota, Fungi, Basidiomycota, Agaricomycetes, Boletales, Pisolithaceae. The transcript is spliced from 5 exons.
CAUCGUACACGUUACACUUCAUAAUUAAUAUACUGUCCACCCUCUCCCUGGCCUACAAAUACCUGGGCGGACCACACCACAGCUAUGAUGUUCACGAAGUCUUUUAUGUCCUCAUUCUUCGCUCUCAUGUCCCUCCUUGCACUGGCGAUGUCCGUGCCUGUCCAGAAACGAGAUGUCUUCGUCCCGCCGGUCCUCGAUCCUCACCAGGGGACCGUUUGGUACGUUGGACAACAAGCAGAAGUCGUCUGGGACACGAGUAACGCCCCUGCACAAAUCACAAAUUCAGAGGGACAGAUUUAUCUCGUCGUAAACAACCUCAUCGAUUUCGACUACUUGUUGGCCAAUGAUUUCAAUAUUCUCGAUGGGAGUGUGAUGGUCACAGUACCGGACGUGCCGACUGGCAUUUAUGCCAUCGUCUGUAAUGUUUGGUGAUUCUGGCAACUUUAGCCAGAACUUCACCAUCAUAGCGUGAUCCCAUG